Messenger RNA from Vigna umbellata (rice bean), 592 nucleotides. Its product is annotated as peamaclein-like. Lineage: Eukaryota; Viridiplantae; Streptophyta; Magnoliopsida; Fabales; Fabaceae. The record is from RefSeq and is a predicted model, not a curated record.
GUGUGUGCCAUUUUCAUCAAUUAUUACACAUUCUUCUUCUUCUCCCUCUCAUUCUUCCACACUGUGAAACCAAGAUGAAGGUAUCAUUUGCUGCUAUGCUGCUUCUGUGCCUUCUCCUAAGCUUCUCCUUCUUCGAACUCUCAUCUGCCGGUUCUGGUUUCUGCUACCCAAAGUGCGCGAAGAGGUGCGCAAAGGCAGGGAUGAAGGACAGGUGCAUGAAGUUCUGCGGAAUCUGCUGCAGCAAGUGUAAGUGUGUGCCCUCUGGGACUUAUGGCCACAAACAUGAGUGCCCUUGUUACAGGGACCUUAAGAACUCCAAGGGCAAGGGAAAGUGCCCUUAAUUUAUGUAUUUACCAUGCAUCAACCUUCAAACCUUUUACCUCGUGCAUGUAACUCCAUCUUAUGAGAUAUGAGUACACCUCGGACCCUGCUUUUCUCGGUUGAUUAGGUUUUGGUUCUUUGUGUGUUUGUGUAAUAUAUACAGACAGAGUUGUAUGGGAGUGUGUGCAUGAUGAGAGUCUGAAUAAAAGGGUCGGUCCACUUUGUCCUAAGUCAGUUUUGUCUGUCUCAAUAAAAAUGAAUUAUUGUUAUU